Arabidopsis arenosa is the source of this 1329-nucleotide messenger RNA. Lineage: Eukaryota; Viridiplantae; Streptophyta; Magnoliopsida; Brassicales; Brassicaceae. The record is from the annotation of a GenBank genome assembly.
UUCCAAUUCUAAACCAAACAACAUAUUCUCAUAAUCAUCUCUUCUUUUAUCCUCUUUAAGAAAGGAAGAGAGAUCAAAGCUUCCAAGUUUACACAAAAAGAAAAAAAGAACCAUGGCUCUUGUCACUUUCUUGUUUAUAGCUACCCUUGGAGCAAUGACAUCACAUGUCAACGGCUACGCCGGAGGAGGUUGGGUCAACGCACACGCCACAUUCUACGGUGGUGGUGAUGCUUCCGGCACAAUGGGAGGUGCUUGUGGUUACGGAAACCUAUAUAGCCAAGGCUAUGGAACCAACACCGCAGCUCUAAGCACGGCUCUGUUCAACAACGGUUUAAGCUGUGGUGCUUGCUUCGAGAUAAGAUGCCAAAACGAUGGAAAAUGGUGUCUCCCUGGCUCAAUUGUCGUCACAGCCACAAACUUUUGCCCUCCUAACAACGCGUUACCGAACAACGCAGGAGGUUGGUGUAACCCUCCUCAGCAGCAUUUCGACCUCUCUCAGCCCGUAUUUCAACGUAUCGCUCAAUAUAGAGCCGGCAUUGUUCCCGUCGCUUACCGAAGAGUGCCAUGCGUGAGAAGAGGAGGAAUAAGGUUUACGAUUAACGGACAUUCUUACUUCAACCUAGUUCUGAUUACGAACGUCGGAGGAGCCGGAGAUGUUCACUCAGUGAUGGUUAAAGGUUCAAGAACUGGGUGGCAAGCUAUGUCAAGAAACUGGGGACAGAACUGGCAGAGUAACUCUUACCUAAACGGACAAUCUCUGUCAUUCAAAGUCACCACAAGCGAUGGUCGAACCACUGUCUCUAACAACGUGGCUAACGCAGGCUGGUCUUUCGGCCAGACCUUCACCGGUGCGCAGUUACGUUAGGAAGGGUGAUUCAGUCAAAUCUCAUCUCAUUGAUCGUGUGGUAUUGUAGUAGAAGCAGUAAGCAAAAAGUUUAGAGAGGGGGCAUGAUAGUAAUUUGGUUCUUUCUUUCAAUUGAGGUUUACCUAAAAGAAGUGGUGCUUCGAGUGCUUGAUUUUGCACGAGGCCUUGAUGGUGUCAUCUUUUAGGAACCUUUUCUUAUCUUUCUUCAUUUUUAUUGGUAAGGUUUUAUGUUAUACUGAUGCAGAGGUGGUCUUAAGUUUAAGUACCACCCGCUAGUAGUAGUAGUAGUAGUAGUAGUCUCUCAUGUACUCAUUUGUAUCCCUUCUCGAAGCGAGAGGGAGAGUUUUAGAUUGUAUUAAUCUCGUUAAAGUCAUCAUGUAUGUUGUAAAUUUUUCAAUUUCUACAAGUAAUGAAUGUUGGGGAUUUGUUAUAUAUACUUUGUGUAAUAAAUUAUCAUCAAAAAA